AUGAAUACAAAACAAAAGGAAAGUCUUUCAUUCUUAAAUAAUUACAUGUACUUUGAUAAUCAGGUUAAUCCUAAAAUUCAAAAGGAAGCAUUAAAUAAAAACUAUCAAUUUGAAGCUUCACCAAAAAAAAAGGAAUACAUGAAAUCGUAUUAAGGAAUAAAUUAUCACAGUUUAUUAGAACUUAAGUAAACACCUUUAGUUAAACUGUAAGAAUUACCUAAUUAUGAACCAACGAAAUGUUCAUCUGUUUAAAAUGGAUAAGUUAAGGCUUAUGCAGCGAAUACACAUUAAGGAUUAAUAAGAAAUUAUAAUGAGGAUAGAGUUUCAAUUAUUUUGAAUAUACUGAAACCUCAGACCAGAAUAAAUGAAAAUUGGCCAAAGUGCUCAUUCUUUGGAGUUUACGAUGGUCAUGGAGGCUAAGGAUGCGUCAACUUUUUAAGAGAUAAUUUACAUUAAUACAUAUCUAAAUAAAAAGAAUUUCCUUGGAAUCCAUUAGUUGCAAUCAAGAAAGGCUUCGAAGCUGCUGAAAAAGACUUUCUAUCCUUUGCUCUUCAAUAAUACAGCAAGAAUUAAGCAGAAAAAAGUGGAUCUUGUGCAAUCAUUAGUCUUAUUGUAGGGGACUACUGUUAUGUUGCAAACGUUGGUGACUGUAGAGCUAUCUUGAGUUCUGAUAAAGGGAAGAAGUAUUUUGAUUUAUCAAUUGAUCAUAAGCCGUAGAAUGAGUCUGCAAGAAUUCAAUAAGGAGGAGGAUAAAUCUAUUAAACCAGUAUAACGAAUGAUAAAGGCAUUGUAAUUCAAGGACCAUUGAGAGUAUUUCCUGGUAGGUUAUCUGUUUCUAGAGCGUUUGGAGACAUUGAGGCAAAAAAUGAGCAAUUUGGAGGAAAGCCUAAUGUAGUUAUAGCUUAACCAGAUAUAAAAAUAUUUCGUAUAACUAAUUAACAUGAUUUCAUGGUGUUAGGAUGUGAUGGAAUUUUUGAUAAAAUGAAUUCUUAAGAGGUUAUAGAUGAAAUUUGGAGUGAUUUGAAAAAAAACAAAGAUAACUAAAAUCUUCAUGCUUAAAUAUCUUCAGCAGUUGACGCUGUAAUAAAAGAGGUUGUCAUCAGAAAGAGCGGUGACAACAUAACUUUACUGAUUGUUGCAUUUAAUGAACUUAUUUAACACCAAUAACAAUAUGCCUAUAACAAAUCUAGCUCUAUUUCCAGCCAUAUUGAAUUGUUAUAAUCAUAUUUAAAGAAGGAACAAGACAAUGCUGAAAAUAGUAGAGAAAUUAAUUACAAAAAAAUUAAUUAUUUUAAUCCAUCCUAAUAGUUGGGAAGUAGAGUAUAGACAUAAGACUACCAUUAAUAAGUUAAAUAAGACGUAAGUUUUUAUAAAGUAAGAUCAAGUUUCAAUAUGUGA
This is a messenger RNA of Paramecium tetraurelia, 1398 nucleotides long. RefSeq lists its product as uncharacterized. The record is from RefSeq and is a predicted model, not a curated record. The transcript is spliced from 2 exons. Gene Ontology annotation, molecular function: protein serine/threonine phosphatase activity; cation binding. Gene Ontology annotation, biological process: protein dephosphorylation. Lineage: Eukaryota; Ciliophora; Oligohymenophorea; Peniculida; Parameciidae.